UCGGCUCAGAAGCUCAAAGAGGGGAAGCAGACAAAACGCAGCAGCUUUGGUCAGGAAACCUCGUCAGACUCAGCAGAGGCAUGGAAUUUGGCCACGAAACCCAAACUCUAAAGGGCAAAAAGAGGGAUAUAAAUCCAGAAGCUGCAGGAAUGCUUUAAAAUGUUCUUGUAACUUUGCAUUGUUGAAAGGGUCUCUUAUUUUCCAUUUCAAGUGACGUGACACAGGGACAGUCGAUCUCUCAGGGCAGCCCAUCUGAAGUGGAUCAUGCCCCCUAGAUAGCGGUGUCAUCCUCCUCUCCACUCCCCCUCCCUGCCCCCUUGGCCCCUUCCUCUACCUUCCCGGUCCAGCACCAUCACUGCCACCUGUGUCACCACAGCCACCAUGCCCCCCAGGAAGAGGACGCGGUCGGGCCUGGGCUUCCUGUGCUGCUUCGGCAGCAACGAGCCCCCGGAGAUCAACCUUAAAGACAGCGUACCCCUGCAGCUGCUGGAGUUCAGCGCCCCAAUGCCGCCCGCCGAGGAGCUGCACGCACGUUUCUCCGAACUGGUGGAUGAACUGGACCUGACGGAUAAGAACCGGGAGGCCAUGUUUGCUCUGCCCGAUGAGAAGAAAUGGCAGAUCUACUGCAGCAAGAAGAAGGAGCAAGAGGACCCCAACAAGCUGGCUACCAGCUGGCCCGACUACUACAUUGACCGCAUCAACUCCAUGGCUGCUAUGCAGACCCUGUUUGCCUUCGAUGAGGAGGAAAUGGAAAUGCGGAACAAGGUGGUAGAAGAUCUGAAGACGGCACUGCGGACUCAGCCAAUGAGGUUCGUCACGCGCUUCAUUGAGCUCGACGGCCUCACCUGCCUCCUCAACUUCCUGCGCAGCAUGGACUACGAGACGUCGGAGAGCCGCGUCCACACCUCCGUCAUCGGCUGCAUUAAGGCCCUGAUGAACAACUCCCAGGGCCGCGCGCACGUCCUGGCUCACCCACAGAGCAUCAACACCAUCUCACAGAGCCUGCGGACGGAGAACAUCAAGACCAAAGUGGCGGUGCUGGAGAUUCUCGGGGCGGUGUGCCUGGUGCCCGACGGACACAAGAAGGUGCUGCAGGCCAUGGCUCACUACCAGAAAUACGCUGCGGAGAGGACACGCUUCCAGACGCUGCUGAAUGAGCUGGACAAGAGUACAGGCCGCUACAGAGACGAGGUCAACUUAAAGACGGCCAUCAUGUCCUUCAUCAACGCUGUGCUCAAUGCUGGAGCUGGGGAGGACAACCUUGAGUUCCGCCUCCACUUAAGGUACGAGUUCCUGAUGUUGGGCAUCCAGCCGGUCAUCGACAAGCUCAGAGAGCACGAGAACGCCACUCUGGACAGGCAUUUGGACUUCUUUGAGAUGGUGCGGAAUGAGGAUGACUCCGAGUUGGCCAAAAGAUUUGAUACGACCCAUGUAGAUACCAAGAGUGCCGGUGCCAUGUUUGAGCUGGUCAAGAAGAAGCUGAGCCACACAGACGCCUACCCCAACCUCCUCUCCAUCCUCCAGCACUGCCUGCAGAUGCCCUAUAAACGGGGUGGUGGUAGCCUGCAGCACUGGCAGCUCUUAGACCGGAUCCUCCAGCAGCUAGUCCUCCAGGACGACAAGGGAGAGGACCCCGACAGCGCCCCUCUGGACAACUUCAACGUUAAGAACAUCAUUCGCAUGUUGGUCAAUGAGAAUGAGGUGAAACAGUGGCGAGACCAGGCAGAGAAGUUCAGGAAAGAUCAUGUGGAGCUGCUGGGUAAACUAGAGCGGAAAGAGCGGGAGUGUGAUACCAAGACCCAGGAAAAGGAGGACAUGAUGAAGACUUUGAACAAGAUGAAGGACAAACUCCAGCGUGAGGGAGUGGAGCUGCGCUCAGCCAGGGAACAAGUCCUAGACCUGUCCACACGCAUCAACGACAUAUCUGGCGUCAGUGUGUCCUUCCCCCCUCCCCCUCCUCCGCCUGGCGGCCCCGCGGCUCCUCCUCCACCACCUAUGAUGGCUGGCUUUCCUCCACCUCCUCCUCCGCUACCAUUCAGCUGCCCGCCUCCUCCACCACCUCCCCCACCACCUGGAGGACCGCCUCCUCCUCCAGGAGCCCCUCCCAUUUUCGGAGCCCCGCCUCCCCCUAUUCCCUCUUCAUUCAACUCAGCGAGCACCAUGCGCUCCAAGUCCAUCCCUCAGCCUUCUCAUCCCCUGAAGUCCUUCAACUGGGCCAAACUCGGAGAGAAUGUGAUCAAUGGCACCAUCUGGAAUGACAUCGAUGACCUGAGAGCUUUCAAGAUUCUUGACCUCAAGGACAUCGAGAAGAUGUUUUCAGCCUAUCAGAGACAACAGGACCUGCUCACUAACCAAUCCUUCAAACAGAAAGAGACGGGCUCUAUGGACGACAUAUACGUCAGCACGCGGAAGGUCAAAGAGCUUUCUGUCAUCGACGGUAGACGUGCACAGAAUUGUAUCAUCCUUCUUUCAAAGUUAAAAAUGAGCAAUGAAGAGAUCAAGAGGGCGAUCCUCGAGAUGGAUGAGAGGGAAGAGCUAGCCAAAGAUAUGCUGGAGCAGCUGCUGAAGUUUGUCCCAGAGAAAAGUGACAUUGAUCUCUUGGAGGAGCACAAACAUGAGCUGGAGCGCAUGGCGCGGGCUGAUCGCUUCCUCUUUGAAAUGAGCAGAAUUGACCACUACCAGCAGAGACUGCAGGCGCUGUUCUUUAAGAAGAAGUUUGCAGAGCGCCUCGCUGAAACCAAGCCUAAGGUUGAAGCCAUCCUGAAUGCGUCCAAGGAGGUGGUCCGGAGCAAGAGGCUGACUCAGAUCCUGGAGGUGGUGCUGGCUUUCGGCAACUUCAUGAACAAGGGCCAGAGAGGCAACGCGUACGGCUUCAAGGUCUCCAGCCUCAACAAGAUCGCUGACACCAAGUCCAGCAUAGACAGAAACAUCACCAUGUUGCACUACCUGAUCAUGAUCGUCGAGAAGAACUACAAUGACACGCUGUACAUCCAGGAAGACCUCAGCAGCGUACCAGAGGCCGCCAAAGUCAAUUUGUCGGAGUUGGAAAAAGAGGUGCACAAUAUCAAAAGUGGACUGAAGGCUCUAGAGGCGGAGCUGCAAUACCAGCAGAGCAGGACGAGGGAACGCGGGGACAAGUUUGUGGCUGUGAUCGGUGACUUCAUCACCGUGGCUGGCUUCAGCUUCUCUGAACUGGAGGACCAGCUGAGUGAAGCCAAGGACAAGUUUACCAAAUCUCUGAAGCACUUUGGGGAGGAAGAAGGGAGGAUGCAGCCCGAUGAGUUCUUCGGGAUCUUCGACACCUUUUUGCAGUCGUUCAGUGAAGCACGGCAGGACCUGGAGAACAUGCAGCGGCGCAAAGAUGAGGAGGAGAGGAGGGCACGAAUGGAGGCCAUGCUCAAGGAGCAGAGGGAGCGGGAACGGCGAGCCAAGAAGAGCGGGGCCUCCGACGAGGUCGGGGGCGAGUUUGACGACCUGGUGUCGGCGUUGCGUUCCGGCGAGGUCUUUGACAAGGACCUGAACAAAUUCAAGCGCAACCGCAAGCGCUCAGUCAACCAGCUAGUGGAGGGCGGGGGCCGCGAGCGAGCCGUCACCAAGGUAAACUACUAGUUCGGGGGGGGAAAAAAAGGAAAGGAAAAGAAAAUAACACUAGACACCAAAAUUCUGCCCUGGUGUAGAUCUCUUAACACCUUUUUAGUCCAGGAACAUUGGAGAGGAUGUGACUAACGGCUGGACUUGGGACAUGUAGCGCCAUGUGUGGACAGCCACGCCCUUCUGAAGGAGGCAGCAGCCUCCUCUGAUUGGUCUUGUAAAGCUCCUCCCCACCGGUUUGUCCUGGCAGUCGUGUGAUCUCCUGAGCUGGGCGAAGGACUGUUUGGAUCUAUGGAUGAACGGACAGACCACUGUGACACAUUAUCCCAUAUAUUUUGACCAUAUCCUCUUUAACACUGUGCUACAAGCUUCCAGCUCUCUAUCACCACGCUGUUUUUCACUGCUUUCCCCCCCCAUAAACCCCUCCACUCUUCCUCUGAAAGUUCCUUGGUGCUGGAGCAGUCCUAUCUUUUUUUUUGGCUCUAAAACACACAGGACUUUGGGAUCAGCCAGUCACAGUGUACAUAGACUUGAGUCCAAGAGAAAGGAUUGGGGAAAACUGACAAAAGAAGGUGGGAAAGGGGGCGGGGGGGGGGGGGG
Perca flavescens (yellow perch) is the source of this 4191-nucleotide messenger RNA. RefSeq names its product dishevelled associated activator of morphogenesis 2 (gene daam2). Gene Ontology annotation, biological process: negative regulation of oligodendrocyte differentiation; actin cytoskeleton organization; regulation of non-canonical Wnt signaling pathway. The record is from RefSeq and is a predicted model, not a curated record. Gene Ontology annotation, molecular function: small GTPase binding; actin binding. Bases 382 to 3609 code for a protein of 1075 amino acids. The transcript has 26 exons. Lineage: Eukaryota; Metazoa; Chordata; Actinopteri; Perciformes; Percidae.